AAGUGAGGACUGACUCCAAAUCCACGGCGCUGCAAUGGCAGGGCAACAUUCACUCGAGGGUUCAAACUGUCGCUACGGCGCUAGGGGUGUGGAGGUGUUCGGGAUUGAUUACAUUAGUGGCGGAUCCUCUGAAUGCUAAGCAAUGCUAUCGAAGACAGUGCAUGCGUACGGAAAACGGCACCGUACCGGUCGGAUCAAAUGUCUCGUGAAUGGAAGCGUAUGUGGAGGACAGUAGUGAUCAAUGUUGGCCUCCGAAAUAGCAAGAGGCUGUGCAAGAGCGCGCAUGUUUUAAGUGUGUGUUUAACCAUCGCCGCUAAAACUAAGCGUGCGUUAGCACAACGACAUCCUGCAACAUUGAACAACGGAUCUUCAUCACUAUCAUUUUCCAGCUACUCGGGAUCACUUCACACACACCCGCGGGGGAUACCACUACACCGACCGUGGCCAGCCGGACUGACGAUUCCUGUUUUGCGGCACAAGCAUAUCGGUGUCUCUCGAACGUUACAAGCUGUUCCAUGAACGGAGUGGGAGACUGACCAGAAUCCAAAACCCGAAGGCUUGGGGAUCUGCGGCGUGGGUCUCGCGUGCUGUCAUGUGGCUGAGGCGCAGCUCGACGUUAAUAGCAUCACCGACACCGUCUUGCAUGAAAGGUG
Baudoinia panamericana UAMH 10762 is the source of this 653-nucleotide messenger RNA. RefSeq lists its product as uncharacterized. NCBI's taxonomy places the organism in Eukaryota, Fungi, Ascomycota, Dothideomycetes, Mycosphaerellales, Teratosphaeriaceae. The transcript has a single exon. Bases 133 to 519 code for a protein of 128 amino acids. The record is from RefSeq and is a predicted model, not a curated record.